CGAGCGGAACGAUAAAGCCACCGGGAAAACGACGGGUCGCGUGGACCUUGGCAAAGUUUGGCGUUCGAACUUUCCCCGAGCGCCCCUGCGUGCGUUCCACCGGCUCCAGGGGUCGGCGCUACAGUGGCCGCCCACCGCACAGGCACACUAUAAAUGCCAAAUGCGCUCCGAGGAAUCUCCACUCGACGCUUCCUUCCGAACACUAUGAGGAACACUCUCGACGUGUUGUGCGUCACCGUACUGUGCUUCGCGGUCCAACUGGGCUGCUGCGGAGACGUUGGACCAGGCGGCCUGGGCCCCGGGGACUUGGGAGGACUAGGCGGUUUCGGCGGCCUCGGCGGAGCGGAUGGACCGGGCCUAGGCGGUGGCUUUGGCGACGGCUUCGGCGCGGGUCCCCUGGGUCUGGCAGCACCGGGAGCCGCGCUCGCUGUGCCUCUGGCCACUACGGUGUCCUUCGUGCGGCAGCCGUUCAUCCGUGUCGGCUACGUGACCCGGCCCGUGGUCACUUACGUCCACCAACCGGUGGCAACCGUCAGCCACACCAUCAGGCCCGUCGUCAGCCUGGGACAGGCGCUGGUUGGCUCCAACGUGCCCUUAGCCGGAGCGGGACCCGUGUCUGGAGGCCUUAAAGGCGCGCACUACGGAUGGAAGAAGUGAACUGCCCGCACUCUGACGUUGAUUUUUCGUGCAGGAGCACUAAUGUGAUUGCUGGGCUGCCUCACCAACUAAUUUCCAUGGUAUUACGAAGCUCUCACCAAACUAAAAAGCACCGGCCCCGUUCGCGAGGGAAUGCAACCUGACGCGGCGCGACCGUUAUAUGGACACCAUGUUUUCGCUUAGCUCUACGAAUACUAGUGGUGUAAGAUACGAGAAGUAAUCGAGUCAUUUCUUAAGAUAAGCCUCUUAGCCUGCUCGCGGGUACGCCUUUGAUGAGUCCGAAAACUUGUGGAAUCAUUUGCACCUUGGUCCAUUCUUUUAUGUUACGUAACGCAAAAAAAAUAAUAAUAAUAACUGCUCACUCAAGCUGCCUUGGUUUUGCGAUAGUGCGGUUUUACUGAGUGCGCUUUUCGGACUCAGUCUCUCAAGCUAAGGAAAACACGAGUGGAUCGAAAGGCUUGGAUUCUCGGCGAGUUUUGUGUUAUGUCCUGCUUUAGCUUGGAGAUAAUGUGAAGGAAAGAAUGCAGAAAAAAAAGGACGUUAUCCCUGUGGGCGACACCCACAGCCACGGAUUAUGUGGCACGCUCAAAUCCAAAGGGAAGGAGCUCCCACCAUUCGCUCUAGGCUCAAUUUUUGCCACAGUGAAAGAAAGAACAAGCUGUUCCUUUAUUUCUAGGAUAGCCUUUACAAACUGCAUUACACCAUGAGCGACAAAGGUCAACAACAGCCCUGUUAGAUGGCGCAACAGUCGUAGUUCAAGAAAUAGAGGUGAAGAAGGGGCCCAGGCAUGUCUUGACGUGAAAGAAAAAUGGGAGCGGGGAUCUCUUACUUCUGCAUCACAGGUGAAAAUGUGAUGCUCCCUUGAGAGUCAUGGCCGACAGCGGUUCUCACCAUCAAUGUUCCCGGAAAUGAAAAACGCGGACCUUAAUGAUUACGUCUUUAGUUAGAUUACGUAAGGCAGCCCCGCUAUUCGUGCCCCUUUCAUUUUUAUCAGGGCAUGUGAAAUAUUAGUCAGAUCACUUCGUCGCAUUCCCUCCGACAUUUCGGAAAGAUCUGUGCGGCCUUACAAAGUCUGUGUGACUUAUAAGAAUGUACUUACCCCUAAGAGCGAAUGUGCAGGAAGUGAAGGUACAUGCCACUCUUUUCUAGUCGUGCUCAGACCACAAGAAUAUGCUGCGAUGUUAUCACCUGUCCUUCCAGUCCCGGAACGAAAGUGUUGUCAAUUAUUUGAUCACUGCAUGUGCGACUAGUAUAGGAGUACUGCUCCGUCUACUAAACAUAUAUUAUAUACAUUCAACAUUGUGAGU
This is a messenger RNA of Dermacentor silvarum, 1964 nucleotides long. Its product is annotated as shematrin-like protein 2. Lineage: Eukaryota; Metazoa; Arthropoda; Arachnida; Ixodida; Ixodidae. The coding region runs from base 154 to 657 and encodes 167 amino acids. The transcript has 2 exons. The record is from RefSeq and is a predicted model, not a curated record.